Harpia harpyja (harpy eagle) is the source of this 6374-nucleotide messenger RNA. RefSeq names its product LDL receptor related protein 3 (gene LRP3). The record is from RefSeq and is a predicted model, not a curated record. The transcript has 8 exons. Gene Ontology annotation, cellular component: plasma membrane. Gene Ontology annotation, molecular function: protein binding. Bases 542 to 2797 code for a protein of 751 amino acids. Lineage: Eukaryota; Metazoa; Chordata; Aves; Accipitriformes; Accipitridae.
CGCUGGUGCCGCUCACCGCCAUCUGCCUGGGUGACUCAAUCCUGCAACCACUUAGAAGGAUCUAGAAGUCGCUGCCCUUGCCCUUGUGGUGGUACCCAGAUGUGCUCUGCGACCAGUGACACCAGGAGCAGUCGUUCUCUCUGGUUUGCAGGGCCUGGCCUCAGCCUGAGGUCUGUAGCAGUCUGUGCGCCUGCUGAAAUCACUCUCUGCAUUUAGCUCUUGGAGCUCUGGCUUCAGGAGGGAAAAAUUCCAAAUUGUGAACAUCUAGAUGUAAGUCAGGGAAGGACUGCUGUAGGCACCCGGGCUGCUGCAAUUUGGUGAUAGUUCAGAUCCACCACUGACUGAAAACCAUGACUGGGCUCAAACUGUGAAUCUCUUCCUGACUGGGAAAAUAGAAAGUGCUGUUACCUCAUUAGGUGCUUGCAGUGGAGAGCUGGAACAGCACACAGAGAGACGAGGAGUCAUCUAUAGUCCUUCUUGGCCAUUGAACUAUCCUCCAGCUGUAAACUGCAGCUGGUACAUUCAAGGAGAUCGUGGAGACAUGAUAACCAUUAGUUUUAAGAACUUCGAUUUGGAAGACUCUCAGAAGUGUGCAGUAGACUGGUUGAUGAUUGGCCCCUCUUCCAAGAGGGAGGAGUACAAAGUGUGUGGAUCAUCCAUACCUCCAUCUUUCAUCUCUGCAAGGGACCAUGUUUGGAUAUUUUUUCACUCAGAUGCAUCAAGCUCAGGACAAGCUCAGGGAUUUCGCCUUUCUUAUAUUAGAGGAAAGAUAGGUCAGGCUGUAUGCCAGCCAGAUGAAUUCCACUGUGCAAAUGGAAAGUGUAUUCCCAGUACUUGGAAGUGUAAUUCCAUGGAUGAGUGUGGUGAUAACUCGGAUGAGAGAAACUGCACUGUCCCUCCAACAGAGCCUCCAUCCAGCAUCUGUCCCUCAGGAAUGUUCCAGUGCAGUGCAGCCCACUCCACCAAGUGCUUGAUGAACGAGCUGAGAUGUAAUUCAGUUAAGGACUGCAGUGAUGGUUCGGAUGAAGAUAAUUGUCCUGAUCUUUCCUGUGGCAAAAGGCUGGGUAAUUUUUAUGGAUCUUUUGCUUCCCCAGAUUUAUUCCGUGCUGAUCACAGCAGAUCAGACCUUCGCUGCACAUGGUACGUGGACACACAAGAUAAUCGACAUGUUCUGUUGCAGCUUGAUUUGCAGUUAGGCUACAACGACUAUGUAAAGGUGUAUGAUGGCAUUGGAGAGAGAGGUGAUAAAUUAAUGCAAACGUUUUCGUACCAUAACAAUAGGCAUUCGGUGAGCGUGGAGUCAUCAAAGGGCCAGCUCACUGUCUCAUAUCAUGCUCGCUCCAAGAGCACUGGCCACGGGUUCAAUGCGACCUAUCAGGUGAAAGGCUAUUGCCUUCCUUGGGAACACCCUUGUGGAAGCGAUGAGGAGUGUUUCACAGAUAAGCAGCAUUGUGAUGGCUGGUGGCACUGUCCGAAUGGCAAGGAUGAGGAGAACUGUCCUGCUUGCCAGAAGAAUGAAUACCCAUGUGAAGGAAACAGUGGGCUUUGUUACUCAAUACUUGAUCGCUGCAAUAACCAAAAGAACUGCCCAGAUGGCUCGGAUGAAAAAAACUGCUUUACUUGCCAGCCAGGAAACUUCCAUUGUGGUACAAAUCUGUGCAUCUUUGAGACUUGGCGCUGCGACGGCCAAGAAGACUGUCAGGAUGGAAGUGAUGAACACAACUGCCUGGUGAUUGUUCCCAGGAAGGUCAUCACAGCUGCUCUGAUUGGGAGUCUUGUGUGUGGCUUGCUGCUGGUGAUAGCACUGGGUUGUGCAUUUAAAUUAUAUUCUCUGAGGACCAGGGAAUACAGAGCCUUUGAGACCCAGAUGACGCGACUCGAGGCAGAGUUUGUGCGGCGGGAAGCUCCACCUUCCUAUGGGCAGCUGAUUGCACAAGGACUUAUCCCCCCAGUUGAAGAUUUCCCUGUGUACAAUGCGUCACAAGCUUCUGUGCUGCAGAACAUUCGAACAGCCAUGAGGAGACAGAUGAGACGACACUCGUCAAGACGGAGCUCAUCUCGGCGGCGCUUGGGCAGGCUCUGGAACAGACUCUUCCACAGACCUCGGGUGAGAGGACAGAUCCCGCUCCUGACGCCUGCCCGCACUUCACAGACUACACUGGGUGAUGGAAUCAUCAACCAUGCUGAUGGGACUAUUCGGAGUCCUCCACCUUCCCCCGAAGGACCUAGUUUAGAGGCAAAUGCCCGUAGCCAAGCCAGGGGCCUACAAGAAGCUGGAUGUAGCAGCUUGCAGCCAGAGACUGAAAUCACAGAGCCAUCACCUUCAAAUGUCUUGUCGAAUACUUGCACAGCAGCACAUGCAGAGCCUGAGGCUGGACGCGCUGAUAAAUCUUUAGGUGCUGAGACCUCUGGCAGUGAGCUUAAGCAGUCCAGUAAAGUGGAUUCAGGAAAGGCUUUUAGAGAUCCUUUAUCUGAAAGUGUUACAGAAACGAUCCAUGGAGGGUCAGCAUCCAGGAGGACUGUCCCAGAGGACAGUAGUUUAAGUAGAAGUCAUCCGCUGAGUGAAGAGCCAUGUAUGUUACCCUUAAAAAAGUGGGAGUCUGCUUAUCCAGACAGCCCUAUGCAUGUUCAUAUCCAAGUGGAUGGACAAAACCGAUGUUGCCCUAACUCAUACCGGGAGGAGCCUUUGGGUAUUCAUGCAGCUUGUUGCCAUUCUGUGGAAGUGCCAAUGUUAGAGUCCUCUACUCCCCUCUCUGAAAUCAAUACCAGUGAUGAUGAAUCUUUACUUGUUUGCUAAUAAAAGUUUUUGUUUUGGCCCUGUAAGUUUUGUAACUUCAUUGUUUAUAUCACAGUGCACUUUGAUAGGUGAUAUGUCUGUGCUCUCAACUUUGUCUUUUAAAACCAGUGUGCUUUAAUCCCACGGGGAGUGCAGUACAAGACUAAAUGGGACAAAUUUUUGUCUUCGUUGCUAUUCCUGAAACUCCAGUGGGGCAGAAGUAGGCCAGUAUGCGAUGUCAGGGGCUAGGAGAGCAAGAAUGUGUCACUGCAGUUUGGAGGCAUCUCCAUCCUCUGGUAUUUCUUCUGUGCAUUUAUUCACUGCAUUCAGGGAAUUAGUGUUUCUUGGCUUUUCAAGUGGUCUUACUGAAACUAGAGAGCGCUCUGUUGGAACCUGGGGCAGGCACCAGUCAUUGUAACUAUGAGUACUAAACUAGAAAGAAUGUCUUUUUAGACAUCAUAAUUUAAUUAAAACUUAAUAAUUUUAAUUACAAAUACUUAGAAGGUAUUUCCUUUGUAAGGUAAAUCCUUUGUAGCUUCCUCUUUAUAGAAAUUGCUCACUUCCUUUGCUCCUUUCAGAAAUGUUUUGAUGGCCAUAUGUACCUUGAAGUAUCCUCUAAAACCAAAGUUUCUGUAUAGAAUACCCAGAAUGAUACCAGGUGUCUUAAUCUGCUACAGUUUUGUAAUAAGAGAUUAACAGUGUUCAGUAUAAGCGGAGUGCAUUGAACCCUGGUUGCAGCAAUAUUUCUUUUUUGUGUUGUCAUAUGUUACAUUCUUUUCAUAGUGAUGUUGUGAAGGUUGAAGAAUUGUUUGCUUUCUCCCUACCCUCUUUUUCCCCUCCUCCUUUCUCUUUUCAGGGACUUUCAUGAUUAUACCAAUUUGGGUGUGCCCUGAAGGACACUGAGGCUUCACAGCUCCCAUUGGCUGCAGUAGGAAGCACUGAGCACUUGGAAACUGUCAGGAUCGGACUUCUAUUUUAUUUUUAAAUAAAAUCUGCUUCACAGGUUUGCUUGUAAAUCCGCUACCUAGGUGCAGAUGUAUAAAUCAGGUCUGUUUUUAGUUUUUAUUUUUAGAGGAUGCUAUUUUGUUUGCUUUUUUCUUUUAAGAACUGAAAUAGAUCAGUGCCAUUUCCAAAGCUGACGCUGUGUGGAUUGUACAAUGCUUAAAUGUAAACUGGUGCCUUUUUGGUUUUUAGAGUGUAAUUAAAAGCAAGCAAGUUAUUUACCUGGAAGGGUGACAUUGCUUAAGCAGGAGUGAGUUGGUGCAGAAUGACAGAAUACUACUGUGUGAUAGCUUGACCCUGUUGCAAUGGUUGGGGUGUUGGCCGGGCUCCCCCAUGCUCUAAUGAGCUCUGGUUCAAUUCCCCCAUGACGCAGUGACAAACUAAGAUGCUUUACAUAGGAAUUAAGAAGGAAGUUGCUGCUGCUGCUCUGUAAAUGCCUGAGUGCUCUGAAGCCUGUUCAUUGCUGUAGGAAUUCAAGUCGCCCAAAGUUAUUAAUUGAACUUGUAGAGUUGAGGUGGACUUUGGCAUCCGUGGACCUGGGCUCUGCUGUCCACAGGACUCUCCUGGCUAUAAAAGCAAACAGGCUUUCGCAGUGAACGGUUAAGUUUACAUCAAAGUGUCAAAGAUGUUUUACCUUUAAAUGGGCUAUAUCUUGCCCUGGAUCUUUUACUAGGACUCCCUUUGGGAGUGCCUUAAAAAGAACAAGGAAUAGGACUUUGGCUUUUUUUUUUUUUCUCUGCAGUUGCAGGUUGGUUUCAUACUGUGCAUUCCAGAGGCAGAAGAUUCAAACUCCUUAAGGGCAUUUAUAGCAGGAAGGGCUUGUGGCAAAAUGCGUAACGAGUAAGAGUCGUAGUUACAUAAAAUAAAUACUGCUCGCUCAUCUUUUUUUUUCAAGUGCUUUUGUGAUCAGAAUUCAUUUCGUCGAAGGAAAUGCAGUUUUGAAAGAGAUCUUGCUUUCAUAGCAUUUGUAAACAUUUUAGGUACAUUCCACCUUUGCAAGGCCAUGUACUGUAGUCAUUACACUGCCAGGGUUGUUUGCAUCUAAGGCUACAGGUUUUGGUGUCCUUCUUUUUGUCUAAAGGUAAUUUUAAAUACAUAGAAUUGUAUGUGUAAAGUAGUUAAUUAUAAUUGGGAGGAAGAUUAUAUUUCAAGGUUAAUAUUGUGUAGAUAUGAAGGACCUUAGAAAUAAGUGUGUGCUUAAUUCUGUUACAGAACUGUAUUUCUAUAAUAAAAUAAUGUUGAUCGUACUAUGUCUUAAACUAUUGCCACUGUAAGGCUCUUAAAAUACGAACUUCAGAAUACUGCUAUAUUUUGGGAACAACCCUGAACAGCUAACACUGUAUUUUAUUUUAAGAUGUGUAACUUCACAUAAUUUCUUACAUAUACAUAUUUUGUGUACUGAUCCAUUUGGUAACUUGGUGGAAAUUUCAUUGAGAAGGUUUUAUUUCUAGAAACUUAAAAAAAUCCAUGUUAAUGAAAAUUUGAUGCUUGAAGGGUGCAGAAAUGUUCACAGCCCUCACUACUGGAAUUUAUAGCCUUGCAUAGUGCUCUUUGUAAGCACCUAACUUUUGUAUUCUGCAACACAGUAUUCUCUCCCAGCUCCCCUAGCUCAUUCCUUGGAGGGAAGAGUCACAAAUUUAGUGUUAGUUUUGCAGAAGAAAUCUCGAUGUCUGCGCUGUGAGCACAAACAAGUGCAUUGCAGUGUCCUGGAAUGUCAAUACCUGAAGAAACCACGAAGUCUGCCUUAGUGUAUGUCUGCCCUUCCUCCAGCUCUUGUAAGCAUUAAACAGUGAAUCAGCCAUCCUCAAAGACACUGUUCUGUUUUAUGUAAGCUGCCUCCUUGUAUUCAGAACUUCUGAAAAUUAAAAAAAAAAAAGUGAAAAACUGCUACUAUGCCAGACAUGCGAACAGGAAGAUCUCGUUACAUUUCUUUGCUCAGUGGAAAAUACCACACUUCAAUGACUAUACAACCUAAAGUUAAUCUGCUAAUAAACUUGUUAAUUUUUUAAUUUUAUUUUAAUAAUGCUUUUCUGCACUCUUUAAAGAUUUUUGCAGGCAGAAAGUAUUUAGGAUAGUUGGGUGGGGUUUUUUGUUUGUGUUUGUUUGGUUUUUUUCCCCCAGAUACAAAACUCCCCUGUUAAGCAGCCAAAAAACCCCUCCCUAAAAAAAUCUCUGAAUAGACAAUACCACCUACACUGGUUUAAGAAGAAUGGAAGCUCAUCAGCAGCAUUAAGGGAAAAGUGACCCCCUUACGUUUUCUCUUACUGCUAUUAAAACAUGGGAAGUAUUUCUGUUUGAAAUUCUGGCACCUUCCAGCUUGUGUAUGACUCUGUAACAUCCCUUAAAUGUACUCGUUUUCUGUUCUCUGCUUUUUAAAAAUUUUUUUUAUUUUUAUUUACAUGUUGUAUAUAUUCAUUUAGAUAUAACAUUUUACCUUAACGUAUGUACAGGUAUAUGGUUCAGGUAUGGCAUCAUGGUUGCCAGUGUCUGCUGGUUCCUGGACAAUGAUACUAAGCAAGUAAGAUGCUGGGCAUCAUCAUACUUUGCUCUUGCUUUGGAUUUCUUCAUUUUUAAUAAAAUUUCAUGUGCCCAGAGA